This is a messenger RNA of Caenorhabditis elegans, 1793 nucleotides long. RefSeq names its product Dihydrolipoyllysine-residue acetyltransferase component of pyruvate dehydrogenase complex, mitochondrial (gene dlat-1). NCBI's taxonomy places the organism in Eukaryota, Metazoa, Nematoda, Chromadorea, Rhabditida, Rhabditidae. Gene Ontology annotation, biological process: aerobic respiration; pyruvate decarboxylation to acetyl-CoA. The transcript has 4 exons. Gene Ontology annotation, molecular function: acyltransferase activity; dihydrolipoyllysine-residue acetyltransferase activity. The record is from RefSeq and is marked reviewed. Gene Ontology annotation, cellular component: mitochondrial matrix; pyruvate dehydrogenase complex. Bases 4 to 1527 code for a protein of 507 amino acids.
GUAAUGUCGAAGUUCCCGGUGCCGUUGAGAACGAUUGGUGGGCUUCGUCCCUCGACAACAGCAGCUAUUUCUGCCGCCAACAUCGGUUUCACACAAUCGAGUCGGGCCCUCAGCACCGGAGCUGCCGCCAAAAGCUCAGGACUUGUUGGACAAGUAGCUCGCCAAUAUCCAAAUGCUGCAGCUUUCAGUAUUAAACAAGUUCGCCUUUAUAGCAGUGGAAAUCUGCCAAAGCACAAUCGGGUAGCUCUCCCAGCACUUUCUCCAACUAUGGAACUCGGAACUGUUGUAAGCUGGCAGAAAAAAGAAGGAGAUCAACUUAGUGAAGGAGAUUUGCUCUGCGAGAUUGAAACCGAUAAGGCCACUAUGGGAUUCGAAACUCCGGAAGAAGGAUAUCUUGCCAAGAUUCUCAUCCAGGAAGGAUCGAAGGAUGUUCCAAUUGGCAAGCUUCUCUGUAUUAUCGUCGACAACGAGGCUGACGUUGCUGCCUUCAAGGAUUUCAAGGACGAUGGUGCUUCAUCUGGUGGAUCCGCUCCAGCAGCCGAGAAAGCUCCAGAGCCAGCAAAACCAGCCGCUUCAUCGCAACCAUCUCCCCCAGCACAAAUGUAUCAAGCACCAUCAGUUCCAAAGUCCGCACCAAUUCCACACUCAUCAUCGGGAAGAGUUUCUGCUUCACCGUUCGCUAAGAAACUUGCUGCUGAAAAUGGCCUUGACUUGAGCGGAGUUUCUGGAAGUGGACCAGGAGGACGUAUUCUCGCUUCGGAUCUUUCCCAGGCUCCAGCAAAGGGCGCUACUUCAACCACAACUCAAGCCGUAUCUGGUCAAGAUUAUACCGAUAUUCCACUUUCGAACAUGCGUAAGACAAUUGCUAAGAGACUCACCGAAAGCAAAUCAACGAUUCCACAUUAUUAUUUGACCAGCGAAAUUCAAUUGGAUACACUUCUUCAGGUUCGUGAAAAGCUCAACGGUCUUCUUGCAAAGGGAACAUCGGGACAAGCCACUAAGAUCUCAAUCAAUGACUUUAUCAUCAAAGCUUCUGCUCUUGCAUGUCAACGAGUUCCAGAAGCCAACAGCUAUUGGAUGGACUCGUUCAUUCGUGAGAAUCAUCACGUCGAUGUUUCUGUAGCUGUCAGCACCCCAGCCGGUCUUAUUACUCCAAUUAUCUUCAAUGCUCACGCUAAGGGACUCGCCACGAUUGCCUCAGAAAUUGUAGAAUUGGCGCAAAGAGCACGCGAAGGAAAAUUGCAGCCUCAUGAGUUCCAAGGAGGUACUUUCACCGUCUCGAACCUCGGAAUGUUCGGAUCUGUAUCUGAUUUCACCGCGAUCAUCAACCCACCACAAUCAUGCAUUUUGGCUAUCGGAGGAGCAUCUGAUAAGCUGGUCCCAGACGAGGCUGAAGGAUAUAAGAAGAUUAAGACUAUGAAGGUAACAUUGUCAUGCGAUCACAGGACUGUUGAUGGAGCUGUUGGAGCCGUCUGGCUUCGUCACUUCAAGGAGUUCCUCGAGAAGCCACACACGAUGCUUCUCUAAACGAUGGCUUUUUCAUUGUUUCCCAAUUCAUCUCACCAUCUUCCUCUACCCAUUUUGACCCCCGAAUUUACUCCGUAAAGUCUCGAAGUGAUAGCGUAUAACUAGGUCAUAAUUUUAUUAUUUCUUUCUUUCUUCACUACAGCCAUUUUCGCUUUUAUUUUUCUCAUUUUUCAUGGCAUGUUUCCCAGUUAAUCGUUUAAUUUCUCCGGUAGUAUGUGUAAGUGAAUUAUUAGAAGAAGUUUCCUUUAAAAAAUGAUUUAUUAUUU